AUGCCGUCUGUCCCUCUGUCGCACAAAGAAAGUAACCUCUUUAAGAGAAUUCUGAAAUGUUAUGAACAAAAGCAGUACAAAAAUGGCCUCAAGUUUUGCAAGACGAUCCUUUCCAAUGCAAUGUUUGCAGAGUAUGGAGGUACAUUACCUUUGCAUAUGAAAGGGCUGGCACUAAAUUGUUUAGGAAAGAAAGAGGAAGCGUUUGAAUUUGUCAGGAAAGGACUGCGCAGUGACUUGAAAAGCCAUGUCUGUUUGCACGUUUACGGACUUCUCCUGAGAUCUGAUAAAAAGUACGAUGAGGCCAUUAAAUGUUAUCGCAAUGCUCUUAAACUGGAUAAAGACAACCUGCAGAUCUUGAUGGAUCUGUCACUGCUGCAGAUACAAAUGAGAGACCUGGAGGGAUACAGAGAAACGAGGUACCAGCUCCUGCAGUUACGACCCACACAACGUGCUUCCUGGAUUGGAUAUGCGAUCGCCUACCACUUACUGAAGGACUGUGACACAGCCUUGAGACUACUGGAAGAAUUUAGGAAAACUCAACAGGUUCCUCCCAAUAAAAUAGACUACGAGAGCAGUGAGUUGCUGCUCUACCAGAAUGAAGUCAUGCGAGAAGCCAGUUUGUUUCAAGAGGCUUUAGAGCACAUAGAGACGUAUGAGAAACAGAUGUGUGACAAACUUAAGGUAGAAGAAAUCAAAGGGGACAUGUUGUUAAAGCUGGGAAGGCUGGAAGACGCUGCCAGUGUGUAUCAGGGGCUGAUUGAUCGUAAUGCAGAAAACUGCUCAUACUAUGAAGGCUUGGAAAAGGCUCUCCAGCCCUGCACUGUGGAGAAGAGGCUUCAGAUUUAUGAAGAUGUAGGAAAGAGGCAUCCCAGAGCUGUCUUUCCAAAGAGGCUACCAUUGAACUUUGUAUCAGUUUCCGAUCACAGCAACCUCCCUGAAACUGUGAACAAAGUGCUGUCGCAAGAAAUGAAGAAAAUAUUUGCCAACAAGAGUUUGGAGAGCUUCAAUAAUGAACUGUUGAAGAGCAGAUGCAACUCAAUCACACAUCUGCUGUCAGGUGCAAAGAUGAUGUAUUUCCUGGACAAUUCAAAACAAGAGAAAGCAAUCACGAUAGCCACAAGACUGGACGGUGACUUGACAGACAGAAAUGUAAAGACUUGUACUGAAGUCCUUGAAGCACUGCUUGCUGGGAGUUUUGGAAGCUGCAAUGCUCAGACUGAGGAGUACAGGACAAAGUGCCAUCACCUCUUUCCUCUCGCUUCCAUCUUCAUGUCAUCUUCUAAUGAGACUGACCAAAGCACUGCAGCAAUGAACAAUGCAUACAGUACCCAUGGUGUACUAUCCAAUGAAAUAUAACAUACCCAGGAAUAGCAGUGGAAUGGGGAUGUCCUUGAUCUGCAUCCUGCUGAAUAUAGUUCAGAUUUAAAAGUAAAAUAAUGGGCUGAUGUUAUUUCAUUAUUUUUAAAGACUUUAUCAUUUUUUUUAAUGAUGAAUUACAAGUUCAAGUAUUAGUACUACUGUAUUGGGUUUGUUUUGUUCUCCACAUGAGGUUUAAACUGUUAUAAAAAGGGUUAUCCGUAACUCGCUCAAUCACAAAAUAUAUAGAAGUUCUGUACUAACAGAAACUCUUAAACAUGUUCAGACAUUUUUAUCAAUGUCUUCGUGUUAUAUUGAAGACUGUUUUUACUAAGUUUCUUUUUAAAUCCUUCAGUGUGAAGAUAGUUAGCUUACAAACCUCAUGUUUAUAUUAGUACAAUUCAAAUAAUUACCUUCAAAUCCCAUGAGUACAUUUAGUGCAUAUGUAAGGACCGUAACGUGAUAUAAACAUUGAAUGAGUCCUUAGGGUGCAAAAAAGUGGUCAUUACUUGGAAUUUGAAAUAUAUAGAUUUUGUUAUGAAAUCUAAAGCUGUGCUGUUUGUGGUUUUUUUU
Molecule: messenger RNA, 1929 nt
Organism: Acipenser ruthenus (sterlet)
Lineage: Eukaryota; Metazoa; Chordata; Actinopteri; Acipenseriformes; Acipenseridae
Product: N-alpha-acetyltransferase 16, NatA auxiliary subunit-like
Exons: 11
Coding region: 1-1356 (451 amino acids)
Biological process (GO): N-terminal peptidyl-methionine acetylation
Cellular component (GO): NatA complex; cytoplasm
Molecular function (GO): protein-N-terminal amino-acid acetyltransferase activity; protein binding
Source: RefSeq, a predicted model, not a curated record